Molecule: messenger RNA, 2220 nt
Organism: Caenorhabditis auriculariae
Lineage: Eukaryota; Metazoa; Nematoda; Chromadorea; Rhabditida; Rhabditidae
Source: the annotation of a GenBank genome assembly
AUGUCUUUUCCUCUGCUUUCAACUCAACACAACACUUUUCGUGACCUCAUCAGGUAAAUAGUCCUGCUCGAGAUUCGUUACCUUCUCUUUCAAACUUUCAGCGAAUAUCAAUUCGAAUCGGACUAUUCUGUACUCGAACCUGAAUCGUUUGUUCUUUCCUAUCCUUCUUUUGCGCUUUUCAGCAUUUUGCUUCCAUAUAAUUUUAUUUUCUUCUCUCCUCUUUGUGGACACUGUUCACGUGAUCGCCUUUUCAUACAUUUGUUAUUUUUUCUCCUCUUUUUCCAAUACAAGCUCUCCUCAUUUUCCUCGAAACACGCACAUACGCUCUUUUCUCAUUUAAAGUUGUAAAUUGUGUCUACUCGAUGGUAAAUUUUCAAAAGAUAAAAGGAUUCUUGCGGUAUAACCGAGGUAGUAUUCAGAAAAGAAAAACGUAAUUUCUGUCCGAGUUUUAGCUUACUGUUGAAAAACUUGGCCUUUUUCAGAUUUUUCGGGACUUUUUCGGAACAUAUUGGUUUUUUUAGUUUUUUUUUUUUAGUUAUCGGUUCAGAUAUGAUUCUAGCUUUCAAAAAAUGUCUUAAAAGUUUUGGCGCUUUUUUUCAGAUAAAACCUUAUCUAUGGCUAGGGUCCGCAAGCCAUUUCUUCAGAACGAUUCAAAAAAUAUGUUUUUCACAUUGUUCGAUAGAGGAGACUGUCCAUUUUCAUAAUCCGUUUAGUUUUUGAAAAAAGCUCCACUAAGAAAAAAGUUAUGGCCAAAAAACGAGCGCGCGCGGCGCACAACUGGAGGCAAAAUCUCACGGUUUACCCGCUGCCGCACGCUUUCUUUUUAAUUGUUUUUGCGCGUUUCUGGACUGUUUUUGAAUCGGUUUUCAGUUCUGAGAGGUUGUCCGAACUGAGCCUCAUGUUUUGGUAUGAAUCUUUUGUACAAUCCUCAUAAGAAUUUUUGAUAAAAUAUCAAAAAACUACCUUUUUUCUAUUCAGAAAAAUUAUUAUCAUUCGAUUUGGAAAAAAGAAAAAAUGAAAAAUAAUGUUAUUUCGAAAUAAAACAUGAAAAAGUGCAAUUUGACUCCGAAAACGGCUCCUGCGACAUUUAAAAGGGCGCAUCGGUGUGUUUGACGCAAACACUGCUACGGACGCUUGCACGAAAUCUUCCGAAAUUUCAAAAAAUUGCCAUUUUUUUCGAGGUUUUUCAAAGCCGUUAUUUUUUUCGCGUCGAUCGAUUUUUCAUAAUUUUUUUCAUUGAUAGAGUUUUGAACGCUUAAUAACCUGAUCAAAAGUAUAGACGCGAUCCUAUUCUCUCAUGCGACAACGAGGCAGGCGAAAAAAGGAGGUUUUGGUAAAAUUCAAAUAUAAUUUGAUUCGCUGUCCCAAUAAUUGUUUUCAUUUUGAAUUUUUAUUUUUGGACACACUGUUAGUUUUUAAAUCAAAUAAAAAGUAUACCAUGUCGCUGAAAUUUUUUCGCAUUUCAGCUUCAAAGUUUGGUGUCACUUUACAAGCUUUAAUAUUUUUUUCGCGUCGGUAGAUUUUUUUCAUUUUCACUCAAAAAAUAAAGAAAGUGUUAAUGUAUAACAUACUUAAAAUUUAGAAGCGUUCCUCACUUGGUUUUCUGAAACGCGACGAUUUUGUGAAACUUGUCAGUUUUUUUCGUGUUAAAUCUUACUUUUUCGCUUAUUUUUGAAAAAUACAUAGUUUUAAAAAUAUUCAGUCUUGUAGAGCGUUGUCGAUUACAUGGAUUAACAGAAACAGUUCAUUUUUAAAGCGGGACUUUAGCUAGUAUAAACGCCUCAAAACCGUUUUUGCAACAAAAAAAUCGUCAUUUUGGUGGCGUGAAGGGGCGGGGCUUUGCGCCCCCUAUCUAUGGCGCGCACUUUUUCAAUGCAUUUUUUCCGGCUAUUUUUUCACAAUCACCUGAAAAGUGUUUCCUUCAGUCUCGAGACUGUCAACCACCGAAAACACGUUGAAUCAACCCAUUCGAAAGCCAAAACGGCCCGACUUUUUGCUUUCCUCAACCGCAAUUCCUAUCGCGUUCCGAUCCAGUUCUGCCUUUGCUUGGAGGCUAAUUCCCGUUUGAUUUUUCUUGUCGCGGCAAAUUCUGCGGAUCGUCGCCGCAAAUCUUUGCGCUUUUCCGACUGCUGUAAUGGAGAAGAAAGCGAUUCGCAACGGUUCUUUUUUGGGAAACCGUUCGUCAUCAAUCUUUCAGCUUUUCCUCCUUCAUUACAAUGA